GCCCGAGAUAUGGCAAUGGUAGUUAGCAGCUGGCGAGAUCCGCAGGAAGACGUGGCCGGAGGAACUCCAAGCGGCCCGAAUCCAGCAACCCAGCCGACGAGAGAGCAGCAGCAGACGGCGUCGGCAGCACCACUUACCCCGCAAACCCCCAGCCAGCCGGGACCCCCGUCAACGCCGGGGACCGGCGUCGAAAAGCAGACGCAACAGAAUUCAGGUCAGACUCCACAGCAUAUUGAAUGUGUGGUCUGUGGAGACAAAUCCAGCGGAAAGCACUACGGCCAGUUCACCUGCGAGGGCUGCAAAAGUUUCUUCAAGAGGAGUGUCCGAAGGAACUUAACGUACACAUGCCGUGCCAACAGGAACUGCCCCAUUGACCAGCACCACCGCAACCAGUGCCAGUACUGCCGCCUGAAGAAGUGUCUCAAAGUUGGCAUGAGGCGGGAAGCGGUUCAGCGAGGAAGAAUGCCUCCAACCCAGCCGAACCCAGGCCAGUACGCGUUGACGAAUGGGGAUCCCCUGAACGGCCAUUGCUAUCUGUCUGGAUACAUCUCGUUACUGCUGCGGGCCGAGCCUUACCCGACCUCCCGCUACGGCAGCCAGUGCAUGCAGCCCAACAAUAUCAUGGGCAUAGAGAACAUCUGCGAGCUGGCAGCUCGCUUGCUCUUCAGCGCCGUGGAAUGGGCCCGGAACAUUCCUUUCUUCCCCGAUCUGCAGAUCACCGACCAGGUAUCCCUCCUCAGGCUGACUUGGAGCGAAUUGUUUGUGCUGAACGCGGCUCAGUGUUCCAUGCCCCUCCACGUGGCCCCUCUACUGGCAGCGGCAGGCCUCCACGCCUCUCCCAUGUCAGCGGACCGGGUUGUGGCUUUCAUGGAUCACAUCCGAAUCUUCCAGGAGCAGGUUGAGAAACUCAAGGCCCUGCACGUCGACUCGGCAGAGUACAGCUGCAUCAAAGCCAUAGUGCUCUUCACAUCAGACGCUUGUGGCCUGUCAGAUCCCGUUCACAUCGAAAGCCUGCAGGAGAAGUCUCAGUGUGCCCUGGAAGAAUAUGUGAGAAGUCAGUAUCCCAAUCAGCCCAGCCGCUUUGGCAAGCUCUUACUGCGGCUUCCUUCGCUCCGCACCGUCUCCUCGUCGGUCAUUGAGCAGCUCUUCUUCGUUCGCUUGGUAGGUAAAACCCCAAUAGAAACCCUCAUCAGGGAUAUGUUGUUGUCCGGGAGCAGCUUCAACUGGCCUUACAUGUCCAUCCAAUGAUUACAUUGAGAACAAAAAACAAGCGAAAAAGAGACUGAGGCUGAGAGGACCAAAACUAACCACAGCAACCAUAAGAAAAAGGUACAACAACAACAACAACAACAACAACAUUUACGGAAACCAAGAACUCGAUAGGAUAAAAUAUAUAUAUAUACAUAAAAAAGAAAAGGACUUCAAGUGAAAACUGAAAGGACCUCAUUAUUAUCUGUGAACGUUGUUUUUUUUUUUUUUUUAAUGGCGAAAGGACCUUGAAGAUCUUUUUUGUGGACUGAGAUGGAUAUAUUCUGUACAGAAAAAGGACCUGGACUGACUCCUGUGUAGAUCCACUCACUUACAAGAACAUUGCUCUUCAUUUUGUUAAAUAUUAGUAUUAUUUUCAUUUUUUGUAAAAAAUAAAAAAAAAACAUCGUAUGCGCAUUAAAAAGAAUCAAGAACUUAGCGGAAAAAUAACAUUUCCAAAUAAUUAUAUAAAAAACAAUAAUGUCCUGUGUUUAUGUAUCUAUAUCUGUUUUGUAUUUUUUUCUGGUUCCAAACCAGUUUCCUGUGAUUCUAUACUAAUAAUUUUUUUGAUAUAACCUUUUGCUUCUUAUAAUGAGUGCGAUAUAUGUUGUCGAAGCUAUGUUCUCCAAGAAUUAAAAUUGAAGUGAGAAUUUAAAACUAAAAUAAAGGAAUUUAGAAAACUGAAA
Acipenser ruthenus (sterlet) is the source of this 1934-nucleotide messenger RNA. Its product is annotated as nuclear receptor subfamily 2 group F member 1-A. The transcript has 3 exons. The coding region runs from base 10 to 1248 and encodes 412 amino acids. Gene Ontology annotation, biological process: cell differentiation; positive regulation of transcription by RNA polymerase II; negative regulation of transcription by RNA polymerase II. NCBI's taxonomy places the organism in Eukaryota, Metazoa, Chordata, Actinopteri, Acipenseriformes, Acipenseridae. Gene Ontology annotation, molecular function: zinc ion binding; nuclear receptor activity; RNA polymerase II cis-regulatory region sequence-specific DNA binding. The record is from RefSeq and is a predicted model, not a curated record.